AUGGCGGAGGAUGAGCUUGCCACGGACUCCAUCGUUGAAGACAAUCCGUACUUCGGCACUCAGGAGCUCAACCCGGGGCGCCUGCGGAAGCGGCGCAGCGAGACGUGGCACAGGAUCAGCGAGAUGCGCGCAGCCGAGGGCGAGGACGAGAGGCCGAUCCCGGCGGCGGCGGCCCCCGCGCGCUCGCAGAGCUGCCCCAAGCUGCCGCACCGGGGCCGCGGCCACGCCCACAGCCGCAGCGCAGACCUCGUGGGCGCGCCGCCGCGGCCGCUGGGGCCCCGGGCUCUCAGCGGCCAGCUGCCCGGGCCGCCGCCGCCGCGGUGCGCCCCGCCGUGCGGUCUGCCGCGCGGGCCGCGCCCCGGGCGCGCCCGCUCCGCGGAGCCGAGGUCACCAUCGCAGAGUAGCCCAGGACCCUUCCGCGGCAUCCGCGCAAAGCAGUACACCCCGUACCUCCAGGAGUUGCAGGCCUUCGCCGCACACAACGAGAAGCGGGCCAUGGAGGAGUCGGUGGCGAUCAGGGCGUGA
Messenger RNA from Prorocentrum cordatum, 525 nucleotides. The record is from the annotation of a GenBank genome assembly. NCBI's taxonomy places the organism in Eukaryota, Dinophyceae, Prorocentrales, Prorocentraceae.